Messenger RNA from Salvelinus sp. IW2-2015, 12102 nucleotides. Lineage: Eukaryota; Metazoa; Chordata; Actinopteri; Salmoniformes; Salmonidae. The record is from RefSeq and is a predicted model, not a curated record.
CGGACUCUCCACCACAAAAGUGAUGUCCUAGAGACUGUGGUGUUAGUCAACCCAUCCGAGGAUACGGUUGCUUUAGAGAUCCAGUCUCUUGUCACAGACUCAGCAGGACAUAAGCUCUUGGUCCUGAGUGGGCAGAACUCAGACCACGGUGAUCUGCUUCUCCAAAGUGGGGUUUUCACCUAUCAGAGCUUCUCACAAGUCUUUGCUGAUCCUGGGGUCAGUGAUUUGCUGGGCGAAGCGGCCCCCGAGCAGCGGGCCACACUCACUGUGUCCUGCCGAUCGGAGGUGGGUUGGAGCUCCCUGGGUCAGCAGCAGCACUUACGGGAGUUCCUUGAGUACAGACUGAACCCCGAGCCUGUGCUCCCCAAGAUGGAGGGAGUCACAGAGUUCACGGAGUACAUCUCCGAGACGGUGGACGUGCCUUCGCCCUUUGACCUCCUGGAGCCGCCCACAUCUGGAGGCUUCCUGAAACUGUCCAGGCCCUGCUGCUAUGUCUUCCCUGGGGGGAGGGGCGACUCGGCKCUGUUUGCGGUCAACGGCUUCAACAUCCUAGUGGAUGGAGGCUCUGAAAGGAAAUCAUGCUUCUGGAAGUUGGUCAGACACUUGGACCGCAUCGACUCGAUUUUACUCACUCACAUCGGUGCAGACAAUCUGCCAGGCAUCAACGGGCUCCUUCAGAGGAAAAUAGCAGAGCAGGAAGAGGAACAGUCACAAGGCUCUGCUAGCUACAGUGAUUGGAUGAAGAACCUGAUCUCUCCAGAGCUUGGUGUGAUCUUCUUCAAUGUACCCGAGAAGCUACGUAUGCCAGAAUCAAACCUAAAGGUCAAGCGUAGCAUCGAGGAGGCCUCACUCACGUUGCAGUACCUCAACAAACUGGGAAUCAAGCCGGAGCCUCUCUGUAGACUGGUCAGUAACCCUAUUGAGCCUUUAACUCUUUUCCAUAAGAUGGGAGUGGGCAAGUUAGACAUGUAUGUUCUGAACCCCGUCAAGGACAGUAAAGAGAUGCAGUUUCUCAUGCAAAAGUGGGCGGGUAACAGCAAGGCCAAAACUGGCAUUGUGCUCCCCAAUGGAAAAGAGGGAGAAAUAUCKGUACCUUACCUGACGUCAGUUACAGCAUUAGUCGUCUGGCUUCCUGCCAAUCCCGCAGAAAAGAUUGUCAGAGUGCUGUUCCCUGGAAACGCACCGCAAAACAAAAUCCUGGAGGGGCUGGAGAAAUUAAAGCACCUUGACUUCUUGCGAUACCCGGUAGCCACACAAAAAGACAUUGCCUCAGGAGCUCCACCCGCUGUUGUAAAACAGACAAAGCUGAAGCAAAGGACAGACAGCAAAGAGAGUCUCAAAUCAUCUCCCAAGACUACCAAAGCCCCAAAGAAAGAAGCAGACGAUGAGGUUUCGGCGACCACAGAGGCAAAGAGUGACUCUGUGAAGGAAGAGAGGAAACUGAAAGAGAAUGAAAAACCCACAAAAAUACUAAAAUCCAAGACUGAUGGACCAGAAAAUAAAAAACUAUUGAAGGAGAAAUCCUUGAAAAAACACUCAAAGGAAAGGGCAUCCAAGAUGGAUGAGAAAAAAGACAAGGAAAAGAAAGAYAUCAAAAAAGUCAAGAAAGAUGACYCAGCUAAAAAAGAAGACAAAAAAAAAGACCCCAAAGUUGACAAGAAAAAGGACACGUCCAAACCAGAGUUGAGAAAGAUAACUAAACCUGACCUAAAACCCCUCACACCAGAGGUCAGAAAGACCCUGCACAGGGCAAAAGCGUCAAGUAAACCCAAAACCGACAAAAGCAAAGUCAAAACGGCCAAGGCAGAGCCUGCUGAACCCAAAUCUGAGGAACUAGCAGCAGAUACCAUUCAGCCUGAGCCAUUACAGAAUGGGGCUGUUGAGGGCAUGUCUGCUUCCGCCACUCCAGAGGAUCUUACCAAGCCACCAGAGAGUGCAGUGGAGACACCAGCAGAAGAAAGCGUGACCGAAUCCCCUACCCAGGAGGAGGAGAAAGAACAGGAAACUGUCUCUCAAACUCCAACGGGCACAAAGUCUCCUGAGAAGGGAGCAGCCACAGCAAUGGAAUUUGAGACUGAAUCUCAAAGAAAAGAGGACAAAGUAGCACAAGAGCAUAAAGAAGACUUUCAAGCACAGGAUGUGGAUAUCUAUGAGGAUGAGGGAGCUGCCAUUGAGGACGAUGAGGUGGAGGAAAAAGAAGGCCUGAUAGCAGAGAGGAAAACGGUAGAGGAAGGGAUGGAGGAAGAGGAAGAUAUGGGGAUAGGGGAGGAGGAAGAGGAAGGAGAAGAUAACAGACUAGACAGGAAACAUGAGGUGGAGGAAAUGGAGAAAGCUGAAAAGCCCACAGCUAUGGCUAAAGAGGAAAGCAGAAGGCCUUCAUCCCAGGAGGAGGAAGAGGAAGAUGAAGAUGUUGUUGAAAAGGCCGAGCUGGAAGAGGUAGAAGACUUAGACGUGAUAGCUGAUGAAGAGGUCAAAGACAAACCUGAAGCGGGAGAGAAAGAAACAUCGGCCAAGAACUGGGAAAGCAAAGCAGCCGAACAGACUGCUGGAGCCAAAGAMGAGGAUGAGGAAGAUGAGGAAGGCUACAUCUCAAAUGUUGGAGGCGCUACAGCCGACAUAGUAUCAACACUGCAAGGAGCCGCUGCUGCCGAGCCCAUCUCCUUCAUUCAAGACGAAACCAUUCCGGGCUACUCCGAAACUGAACAGACCAUCUCGGAUGAGGAGAUUCACGAGGAGGCGGAAGACAGGAUACCACACCUCCAAUACGAAGUGGGUACAUAUGACAUCUCUGUCCCAGAUCAGACAGGCUCCUUUGACACCAUCCACGGGAUGAAGGAGAUGCAAGCCGCAGCUAUAACAGCCAAAGGUUUCAUUAGUGGACAGGAACAAGUGUCGGUAUUCACUAACAUCAUGUCUGCUCCCUUGGCUGAGGAAGAACUUGUUUCCUCAGCCACAUCCAUCACGGAGUAUGAUAAAUUGUCCUCCUUUCCUACCUCUAUUGCAGAGGACCAAUUGGUUACUCCCGUCACUACACCUCAGACUGAGGAAACGGGCAAAAGCUCACUGGUUAACGAUACUGUUAACAGCGUUCCCCUGGCAAUUCCAACCGAGGCCACACAUGGGAAAGAACACUUCCACUCMGCUGGGACCAUCUCACCAACAUCCUCCUUGGAGGACGACAAGUGCUUAAAGUCACCUCCAUCUGAGGAGUGCCUUCCUGUUGUCUCUGAUGUGAAGACUGAGGAUAAGGUCAUCAAGGCUCACGAUGAAGAGGAAGAAGAAGAAGAAGACCAAACUCCUAACGUUGACAUUUCACGUGAAAAACUACAGGAGCGUUUUGCCUCUCCUCAAGCGUUCCAGGAUAGAGAAAGGGAUGUGGAAAAGCUGCCUGCCUCUGAGUCUCACGUCUCCAAACCGGUUCAGGAUUUGAAGCUGYAUCACCCACCAGUUGAUGAGGAGGUACAGCUCUUUAAGUCCAAAGAAGACAUCUCAACGGCAGUGCCUUCAAAACCUAUUUCACCUCCACCCUCUUUCUCAAAGCCAUUUAGGUCAGACUCAGUUACUUCAGAAGGUGAAGAGCGGUGCUUCAGUCCAGACGAUAGCACUGUGAAAAUGGCCUCUCCCACACAGUCUGGACCUCCCAGUGCAACCCACUCUCCAACUCACUCUCCUCUUCAUCAGUCGCCUGUGGAAGAAAAGACCAAGAGCUUCCCAGGACUGGAGCAUCAAACACAGGAGGACGUUCAUGAUUCAGCCACCAAAACAGACGAUGAGGAUGCGAAGAAAGAUCAAGAAGGUAAUAAUGGAAAACUAGAUGCUGACAUCCAGAAAGAAAGUCAACAUGAGUCAGAUGCACCACCAUCUGGGGAGAAAUCAUUUGAAAAAGACUUGCCGGUUACAAAAGUGGAAGAAAAAGAUGGUCUCUCCGCUUCCAAAGAUGAGAUCCAACCGAAACAGGAGACAACUCCUCUUCCCUCUGAGUCAGUCACAAGGAAAGACGAAGUUUCCGUGUUAGUAAAGGAAUCUUUACGGGGAGACAUUUCUAGUGGCAAGGCUAUACUCGGACACAGUGAUGAGGAAGACGAUGAUGACCAUCAAGAGAAAGAAUCCAAAGUGUGCAGUAAGGCUAAAUUCCCAAAGGAGAAGGAGAGUAGCUUCUUAGAUGAUGACGACGGUGAGGAUGAUGAUGAUGAUACUUCUGAUGUAAAACCCAUAAAACAGGACAUGAAAGAGACAGAAAAGCAUGACACACAUGAGGCUGAAACCACCAAGGAAGAUACGAAAAGAACAGAAAAAGUUGGUACACUGAAGCUGAAACAUCAAGGACAGAAGAAAGAAACAGAAAAGCUCAUCAAGGAUAAGUGUGAACCUAUGAAAGAAGAGAACCAGAAAGAAAUAGAGACUAUAUUAACUUCUAAAGAUGAGCUCAGCUCUUGUAUCUCUACCUCUAAAGUGGAGCCAGCCUCAGACUCCACCACAACACAACAAAUAGUACAAGACAAAGAUACCUUUGUGGCUGAACCCAUGAAAGAUGAGWCGAAAGAAAAGGAUACUUUUGACACUGAACCGAUAAGAGAAGAUAAAAUAGAAAAAGAGCGAGAUACCCUUGACAGUGAACCGACGAAAGAAGAGCKCAGAGAGAAAGAGAAGGGUGAUACAUGCAUGGCUGAAUACACCCAGGGGAAGAAUAAAGAGAAGGAUACUUUUUUUGAGAUUGAAGUCAGUCAGGAAGAGAAAAUGAAGAAGGAGAAAGAUGAUACUCAUGUGGCUGAUGUCAGUAAAGAACGGAAGAUGGAAAAGGAGCAAGAGAAAGAAGAUACUAGUGAUUUCAAAGACGUGAAAGAUGAGAAAGAUAGAGAUYAAKGUUAUGAACCUGAACCCAUCAAAGYKGAGGAGAGAGCAAAAGAAAAUGAAACAGCUGACAAAGUCAAAGACGAGAAGAGCAAGGAAGAGACAGAAAAAUAUGAUUCUCAUGAGAUUGAACCUGCUAACGAGGAGGAAGAACACACCACCACACAGACAAGAACGGUAGAGAAACUAGAGGUGACGUCUGCGAUAAAGCUCGAGUCUACAUUUCAGGUUCAGUACUCAGACGGAGAUGAGGAGGAGGAAGAGGAAGAUGAAUCCAUUUGCAUGGCUGGUGCAGGCUCAAGACCUUUAUCAGUGGAACCUAGACAAUCAGAGCACGYCAUCAUGUCUCAACAUCUGCUCUCAACUCAGCCAUCAGAGAAUGUGCUUAGUGACCAAACGAAGGACCGCCACUCUGAACAGACCACUGGGCCUGCGUCUUCAUUACCGAAACGGGAGGCCUCUCCUGAGAAAGACAUCAAAGAGCAGCAUAAAGAAGGACAACAUAGACUCUCCCCUGAACUAGAAAAGGACACCAGGACAACUGAGACCACAUCAGGACCCCAUCUCAGCCAAGAGCCCACCAUUGGUUUCCCUACCUUGAAAGAGGAUACAGUCUCUGCUAGCUCUACCACCAAAGAAGAACCAGUCUCUGCUAUCUCUACCACCAAAGAAGAACCAGUCUCAGACUCCAUCACUACAGACAGCCAGGCUAUAAGUUCAACACUAUCACGCACCGAUAGCCAGGCUAUAAGUUCAACACWAUCAAGKUCWGACAACCAGGCUCCAGACUAUAAUUCAACACUAUCAAGCGUUGACAGCCAGGCUAUAAGUUCAACACUAUCAAGCUCUGACAGCCAGGCAGUAGGUUCAACACUAUCAAGCGUUGACAGCCAGGCUGUAAGUUCCACUCUCUCGAGCACCGAUAGCCAGGCAGGUGUGGAGGAAUCCACCCAGCAUGAAACACUGCUGCCUUCUAUGACAACAAGCAAAGAAGCAUCUAAUACGGAUGAAAAGACGAAGCAUGUUUCUCAAGAAGGAGAGGAGAAACCAGGCAAGGAAGCUGAGAGGGAAUUAGAAACAGAGCGGGAAGUUGCUUCCCCGGGACACACACAACCUUGUUCAUAUUUUCUCUUGGAUAAAGAUUCUGCGAAGUUUCCGGAGGAAGUGGGCCACAUCGAUGCUACAAAAGCAGACAGCGCCUCUGAAAAAGUGGAAGGUUUUGACACAAUGAGAACAGAGAAGGAGGCGAUCAGUGUGAGCUUGCAAGAAGAAAAUCAGGGCUUUUCUAAGUAUGAACCCUAUGAAAAGCCCAUUUCGAAAGASCAGGCAUCAGACAAUAAAGAAGACCGUGCGGUUUCUAGAGAGUUUGAUCGGUCGGCACAUAUUGGCAUUGAUGAUAAUAGGAGAACUAGGCAGGCAGACGCUGGUGCAGCUGCAUUCGACUCAGAGGACGAGGAAAAAGAGGAACCGCUGUCAUUCAGCAGCGUUGAUUACACUCCCCCACGUUUCACAGAGAGCGAGAGAAGCCCCAGUUGUAGCUCAAGUGCCUUCCCUGAACACAAUGACAAAGAGAAAGGUCAAGAAGAAGAGAGUGAUAGGAAGGAGGGACAUGCUACACCACACGUGGAAAACAGCUUUGCAUAUUCAGAGACUCAAGACAACAAAASCACCCCAGCAGAGCCAUGCUCAUUACCUUUCAAUCUCAAAGAAGAUAAACCUGAAAAAGUUGAGAAAGAUGAAAUGAAGGACGAUGCCUGGUCGGCCCCUCAAACAUCUACAGGAGAGACGGACAAGACUGGAGCAUCUCCUAGUAUAGAGGAGUAUCUGCCAGUCCAGUCAGGCAGAAAGGAAACAGCCUCUCUGUCAUGGGGCCAAUCCAACCUUGGUGCCCAAGCCUCAGCUACUGCCAUGCCUUUUGAAGACGUCCCUGAGAAGCAGACAACAGAGAAGGAAAAAGAUGAGCCAGUGAAAGACAAGUUGGAUUCAUCUGAUAGUGAGCGAGGAGACUCUCCCUCUGGUCGCUACUCACCAGCGGAGAAAGACAUGUUACCUCAUCAAGUUUUGCCUAAGGAAAAGGAAAAUCAGGCUACUGCUGCCCCCCUGGCCGCAUAUUCAGGACAUCUCAUAGACGAUAAUGUUCUUGCAUCUGAGAACACUCAAAUUGGCAGCUCUAUCACCAGUAAAUCUACAAUGGGCUAUUCUGAAAGAGAAGACACUUCGGACAGUGUAUAUAAGAGGCUACUGGUGGUAGGAGAGGAUUAUGAUGAUGACGAUGAUGAUGAUGAUGAAGAUGUUGAUGAAGAUGAGGACGGUGAAGAUGCGGAGGAAGAAGAAGAAGAAGCCAGUGAUCUAGAUGUGGAGAAGGGUGCGAGAGAGCAGUCUGAAAAAGAAAUCUGUAAAACUACAUCGGAUGAUACCACACCUUAUAAACUUCUUGUUACAGAAGAAGAGGACAAGAAGGCCAUCUCACCCGAACCCAGCCUCCUCAAAAAGGAGGAACCUACCCAUUCAAUGACCACAAGCAGCCCUCCACUGGUAGAUACUYCAGAUUCCCUUUUGAAGAAUGUAGUUGGUGCUUCGCCACUCCAGUCUGGCAGUUCCACUGCGAUGCAACAAACAGGUUCUGGAGGAUAUCCUUCUGAAUCCUCAGAGUAUUCCGAGGACAGCCAGCUGGGGUUAAAGGAGGAGAGGUUUGACAGUCCUGACCUAUCUCUGCCCACCAAGUCCAGUGAAGAUAAACAUUACAGUCAGGGAGACAUUGAAGCUGAGAGGCAGAGAAGCCCAGAUACCGCUAGUCGAAAACCAGAGGAAGCUCCUUCAUCUUACCUCCCAUCUGCCUCAGCUUCUCUAUCAACCAGCCACCAGUUUCGAGAGGAGGUACAGACUCCCGUCACAGUGUCUAGUGCCCCCUACAGGACAGAUUCUGAGGUUGCUUCCGUGGAGUAUUCUUCAUUCAAAGAUGAAGACUCCUCAGUCAAGCACUCAAUCCUCUCAACCUCAGGGGUAAUACUAAAAGAGGAGUACCUAGAAGCCUCUGAAAAGCUUACCUCAACAACUACAACUACAUUCAGUCUGACACAAGUCUCUCCAGUCUUACCUACUCCAGCCAAAGACACUAUUCAACAAGACACAUCGUCAAGCCCUAAAAUGGACAAGGGUCAGACCUCUGAUACCUUUCAUAAACUUGAGGGCAUUGUUGAAACCAAAACCAUGUCUGCUGGGGCUUCAGAACCAUUAAGUUCCCAGCUGUCCAAACCUGCUGAAACCAUAUCCACUUCGAGGGCUCUCUUUGAUGUUUCCCCAUUGCAAAGAGCUGACUCUCCCGACAGAGAAUCKCAGAGCUCACUGGGCAGCAAAGAGUCCUACACUUAUGAAAUGGAGGACAGUACUCUUCCAUGCCGCAUUGAAUGCCAGAAAUCUUCAGUGACAGAGCCAAAAGAAGGCAUGCUGUCCAUGACUGAGACACACAUGGUCACCAUCGUCUCCAGUACAACCACAACAGUGACCCAAUCUGAUGUGGUGACAAAACCACAGGAGUCAACUGAAGCCUCUUCCAAUGGGCCUACUGAGGUUAGCACAAGUGCCCAAGAAGUCUUCAGUGGAGCAAGCAAAGCCUCUUGUGCCACAAUGUCAGAUCUACCUAAAUCUGAUCUGCUUAAAUCUGAUCAGAAAAUGGAGGAAGAAGAAAAAGAGACAAAGAAAGAGAAAGAUAAGAUGGUAAUAAAAGAGGAGGAGAAGAAGGAGAGCAAAGUGGAGACCCUAAAGGAGGACAAGGAAAUGCCAGAGCAAAAGGAUAAGAAGAAAGAGAUGGAUGAGAAGAAAGAUAUGGAUGAGAAGAAAGAGAUGGCUGGAGAGAAGGAAAAGGUAGAGGAAAAGCAAUUGGAGAAAGACGGGAAGGAGGAGGAGAAGAAAGAUCAGACUGAUGAGGAGAGUGAAAAAGAGAAGGAGAGGAAAGAGGGAGAGAAAGAGAAAGUAGAGGAUAAAAAAGCAGAGAAACAGGAAGAGAAGAUGUCCGAAAGGAGAAAGAGUAGCUUAUCUGACUGGGAAUUCCUACAAGGGCCGGGCGCAUGCCCAAGCGCCCCUCCAGGAUAUGAAGACGACAGGGAAGAGGAGGAGGAGGAAGCGUACAAAACGGAAGAAGCAGAAGAAGCAGAGGAAGAAUAUGGUCAAGAAGAAUGCGUAGCUCCAGGCCAGCCCACCCCUCUGUCCACAGCAGAACAUGCCCARCAUACAAAGGCAUCUGCCAAAACAGAUGGAGAAUCCAGUCGUCCCACUGACCUGCAUAUGGAGGCUACCUCCUCGUCCCCCCCUAGCUACUCCUCAUGUGAAUACAAACACCGCAAAGGAGAAAUCUCCCCAUCCUUCAUCAACCCCAGUCCACACGCCCUCUCCAGCGAUGACGGCGAAGAGGACAAAGGGAGCGACCACUCUCUUGAGGGGGAUGAAGACGACCGCGAACAACACUCGGUCAAGAGGAGGUCUCACAAGCAGAAGCGACAUCUCACUCAAUGUGGAGCUACUGGAGCAGGGGAGGGGUCGCAACCAGUUUCCAUGCCUCCUGGUGGCAUGGCAACUGGACURGGYGUGGUGCUAGCUGGAGAGGAGACGCCUCCCACAUCAGUGAGCGACUCGUUAGCGUCGCAGUCUGACUCAGACGUACCUCCAGAGACCGAGGAGUGCCCGUCAAUUACAGCAGAGGGAAACCUGGACUCGGACGAAGAUGCAGAACACCUGCCGGUGGAUAAACUAUCAGCCUCCGCCACCGGAGGGGGCCAUCAACCCCCCUCGCCCAGAUCAGCUGCGAAGGCCCACGACCCCCUACCUGCCCCUAUGAAGGACCCCCUCCCACAUCCGCCACACCCUGACGUGUGCAUGGUGGACCCAGAGACCCUCCCUAAUGACCAAAGCAGCACUGAGAAACUUCUCAAGAAGGAUCACAAGACCACCAAGAGCCUACGGAAGGGCCUGGGCAAGCCUAAGUCUGCGUCCCCAGCCCGGAAGGGGAAGAGGUCCACCACCCCUGUGAAGCAGACCUCCAAGGACUCCUCGCCUCGAUCGGCSUCURUGAGAAGGAGGGACACGGAAAGGAGCUCCAGGCUGACGCAGAAGUCCGAGGGCCUGGGAUCCAAGGGUGACCUACACGCUCCAGGGAAAGGCCUGGUGAACGGCGUCAAGAGCAAUUUGGGUACCAACUCCCAGAAAUCUAGUUCAGCCGUCCCCCCUGGGCCUCCAAUCUAUGUGGACCUGGCCUACGUGCCCAACCACUGCAGUGCCAAGAACGUGGACCAGGAGUUCUUCAAGCGGGUGCGUGCUGCGUACUACGUGGUGAGCGGCAACGACCCGGCCGGUGGAGAGCCCAGUCGUGGUGUCCUGGAUGCCCUUUUGGAGGGCAAGGCCACAUGGGGCUCCAAUCUACAGGUGACUCUGAUCCCUACUCAUGACACGGAGGUGACGCGGGACUGGUACCAGCAGACGCACGAGAAACAGCAGGACCUGAACAUUAUGGUCUUGGCCAGUAGCAGCACAGUGGUCAUGCAGGACGAGUCCUUCCCUGCCUGCAAGAUUGAGUUCUAAGUUCUGUACCCGUUGCUAUUUCAUCCUCCCCUCAUCCGUGCUACUCUUUAUCAUCCCAUAUGUAAGAUUCCAUUGCAUUUGCUGCCGUCUUCGGCAUGUGCACUGGCUUCCAACUGGUCAAUGUUAUCUGACAACAGCCAGCUACAGUAUGUCAGGCAGAAACAUAGCUAAAGUACAGGGUACAUGGUAGCUGUACAAAGGUGUGAUGUAUAUUUGUUUCAAUUAUGCUUUCCAUUUAAACAACAUACUUGCACGAUAAAAACACCUUUUUAUUAGAUUCGGUCUUAAACAAUAUCGUUUUUUUUCUUCACAUAUAACCUCUCCAACGUGCACAUAUUGUGAUCACGCACAUCAUCCGUGAUGAGGAUAAUUCUCAAUAGCUAGUUCAGCUUUCAAAUCACUGUACUGCACCUCAAAUCCACAUCUAAAUGGACAACACUUUCCAAKUAAAAGUGCUAUCUUAACAAUGUAUCGAUUUGUCUAGCGUUGUUGGGGCAUCUAGUGCCUAAUGCUCCAUUAAGAUUGUUCACAGUUAAGUCACAUUCAACAUGUGAAACUUAAACACUCUUACUUAUUGUCUUAAACUCAACAGAGAAAUACAAAAUGAAAAUAAAAUGUAUAAAUUGCUUAUCCAAAGGAAGUGCCAAAACAGUCUUGAGGUAAGACAGUGGCUGUGUCCGAAAUCUGGCUUGCCUACUACUUACCUAAACUGUAUACUGCGUACUAAUUGUACUACAUACUACAAUGUACUUAGUAAAAAAAACGUAUGCAGCAAGCAACAAAUAUCAACAUACUACUCGUCCAUAAUGAGGAGGCAUCAUCAAACGUGUUAUCGCACUUGUUCCCAUGUCAUUUGUUCCUUUUUUGUAAAGCACAUCUGAUUAUCAGCUGGUGUCGAACGAGCGCGGGUGUGAAAAAACGAUUCACUUCCUCAAUAGUGUGUAGUAAAUUCUACCAGACGAACAGCCUAAAUAAGUAUGACAUCUGGGCAUUUCAUGAAUACUCGAAAUUUCACAUACUCAAACGGCCUACUAUUUAGGAUGCAAGUAUGGAUAUUCGGACACGGCCAGUUGUUAACACUCUCCAAAAUAAGUCCAAAACCGUUACGAGAUGAACAGUUACUUGAUCUCGCUAGACUACGCACAAUGUUGUAUAAUGGUAGUAGCUUAGUAAGUAUCCUAAAUUGAGGCUUUGUUUUCGAUAUAUAAGACAUUACUCCUGUUAGGAGAUAUUACGUAAGAUGCAGCUCUAGAUGCUGUACCGUUUGACUUUGUCAGUACUCUUAACUACGUCAACUAGUGUUACAGAGGACUAUUACCACAUAGCUUGUCGUGAAGCUUUAGGAGGGGCCUGAAAGUGCUAKUUUCAGUUAAAAUAACUAGCUAGCUUUUAUGAAUUAUUUUUCCUCGGUAGCUGAAGCAUGAUUCUUGCAUUUAGCUCAGACUCCUCCCUCGAGUAGCCUAUAAACAUGUUCCAAUACCUUACCGUUUGGCUGUGUGUUUGCUAAAAGGAACGUUACACUGUAGGCACCGGGCAAAGAGAUGGUUCUCUUGUAUUAGCUAUAUUUCUGCUGGAUGUAAUGGUUCUUUAUCAAUAUAUGAAGCAGUGGAGGCUGCUGAGGGGAGGGACGGCUCAUAAUAAUGGUCGGAACAGAGUGAAUGGAAUGGCAUCAAACAC